This is a messenger RNA of Prorocentrum cordatum, 4599 nucleotides long. The record is from the annotation of a GenBank genome assembly. NCBI's taxonomy places the organism in Eukaryota, Dinophyceae, Prorocentrales, Prorocentraceae.
AUGCUGGACAUUCAGGACAUUACCACCCACGGGGAGAGGCUCCUGGACUUCGCCUGCUUGCAGCAGCUGGAGGCCCAGACCUUCGCCACGGACACGGCCAUUAGCGACCACGACGCGAUCGUUUUUGAGCUCUGGCGGGAGCUCCGGACGCAGGUGCAGACCGUGGUCAAGUUCGACGAGCUCAACCCGCCGCUCGCGACGGAGGACUGGGACGAGACCUUCUCCCAGGCCAUGGACAAGCGCAGAGACGAGUGGGACGCUGCAGCGGCCCGCCAGGAUGUGGAAGCUAUGUGGGCCCUCUGGUGCGACAUGCUCGAGGACUCCGCCGGCGUCCCGGGCAACAGGCAUCGGCGCAAACACGGCACCGUGCUCAAGCGCUGGGAACGGGUCUGCAAGGGCCCAGACGGACAACGGCAGACGGUGGUCGAGAGACGUCUCCACAGGCUGCUCCGGCGUGUCCACCACGCCCUCGAAGGGCCUCGGGCCGGCUCCGACGGCCUCUCCCUCUUUGGCAAUAUCCGCAGCGGGGUACAGAGCCUCGUCGACGACGGCGUCCUGGGCGAGGGCACCGCGGCCGACGGCGAGGAUUUGGCAGCGCUCCGCACAACGAUCCUCGCGAAGCUCCAGCAGCUGGCCGAGGAGAACAAGCAGCGCCGGCUCGCGGCGUGGAGGGAGCGGCAGCAGGCUGGAGACCUCAAGGCAACUUUCCGGUACGUGGCCGACAGGCCCCCGCUCUCUGUGAAGGCGGCCUCAGACCAGCGUGGCCGGCCCACGGCCGACCCCAAGGCCAUCGUCGCGGCAGCUGUGCGACAGUGGAAGAAGAAGCAGCACCCGCGUCUGGAGCAGCACCAGAUCGGCGACUACCUCCGGGAGGUGAGGGACGUUGUCGAGCUCGUGGAGCCGCCGGACAUUGGCUGGAUGUUCGAGGCGCCGGAGCUCCGGGCCGCCCUCCGAAAGACCGCCGGCACUGCGGCGGGCCCCGGGCAAAUCAAAGCAGAGCAGCUCGCACAGGCCCCUGGCAUCGUGCUGGACCUCCUGGCAGACCUGGCAAACGCCAUCAGAGACACGGGGACUUGGCCCGCGGCCCUCAAGGCGCAGGAGGUGACCAUGAUCCCAAAGACCAGUGACAAGCCCGACUUGCGGCCUAUUGGCGUCGCCCAGUCUGUCGCCCGGGCCAUCAGCAGGGUCGCUGUCAGCAAGUACAAGCAGUGGGCCAGCCAGGUCCAGCCCACGGAUGCGCACGAGAUCCUGCUCACGGUGGACCUCGCUAUCGAAAAGGCCGCCCACGAGGGCACCCCGCUGCACAUUCGCCAGAGCGACCUCUCGAACUGCUUCACGCGGAUCCAGCCGGAGCUCGUGGUCGAGGUUGCCGUGCUCUUCGGCAUGCACCGAAAGGACGCAGUGCUCCUCUUCAUGAACAAUGUCCGCCGCGACGCGGUGGUCAAGGUGAGCGGCUACGCCAGCGACUUGCUCCUGGUGCUGCGCGGCCUGGCACAAGGCGACCCCGCCUCUCCGCUCGGCGCAGCUAUCCUGGCGGGCGCCCACGCGCGCAAGGUCUGCUCCGUCUUCGAUGUGGGCAUGGGCACCUACGUGGACGACCGGACCACCUACGCCAACGACAGGGACACCCUGGACGGCGCCGAAGCCCUGCUCAGGCGCCUGGACGAGCUGAGCGGCCAGAAGGAGGACGACAGCAAGCAGGACAGGGCGGCGGUGAACGUCGCCGGCGGCCAGCACAAGGACCACCUCGACUUGCUCGGCGUGCGGCUGGAUCUCACUGGCCAGAAGCCGCCAGCGGCCGCCCCGCGAGCCAGGACGCGGGUGGCCAACCUGCUCGACAAGCUGCGUCGGCUGCGCACCGUGGCCAAGGCAGCGCGCCUCGGGCGCAGGGCAAGGAAGCGGGUCGUCAUGGCCCUGGCGGGCAGCAUUCGGUGGGACGCGCCGUGGUGCUCGUUCCCCAAGGAGACCGUGACCCGCGCACGGUCUGCCAUGGAGUUGGCACUGGAAAGCAGACGCAGGCACGCAGCCUGGCGCCACAAGGGCGCGGCAUGGUGCAUGAAGGACAAGGCCUGGAAGUUCGAGCCCGACGGCCUCGCGCUCUCCAGCACCGUGAGCAUGCUCAGACGCGUCGCCCGCACCCACUUGGGGCCCGCGGUGGAGGCGCGGUGGGACCACUGCGACGGCAGCGGCCUGCGCUGGCUGGACCGGGUCCGCGGGGUCCUGGAGACCAUGGGCUGGCACCCCGGCCCGUCGCCCUUCGAGGUCGCCUUCGGCGGUGACGGCUUCCGCCUCGCGGAGGUGUCAAAGAGCUUUCUGGACCACUGCGUUCGCGAGACGUGGCGGGCCCACACGAUGCGGACCUGCAGAAUAACCGCCAGGAAGGUGCCGGUCGAGGUGCCGAGCUUGGACGUCAAGACGUUGCGGCGCUUCGUGGAGGAGGCGCCGACGGCCGCGGAGCAGAGGUGGCGGUGGCGAUGCUGUGUUGGCGCCGAGCCUUCUCCAGACCGCCUCAGCCACGUCACGGACGAAGUGGCGCAUGACUGCCCCAUCUGCCACAGUGCUGCGACCACGUGGCACUUGAUGUGGCGGUGCGACGCCACCGAGCAUGAGCGGCAGCGCCGGGGCCUCCACGAGGCCACCAUCGGCGGGCAUCUGCCUCAGCACGAACGGUCCGCCCUUCUUCUCAAUGGGUGGACGAGGGCCGAAUGGGACCCCCCUGACGGCCAGUCGCAUGAUGCGCACCGCGCGGCCGCCAAGGGCCAGGGGAAGCUCGCCCUGAACAUCCUGCGCUUGAAGGACCGGGUCCUGAAGCGCUACUGGGACAUCUUCGUGGGCAUCGCGCCGGAAGCGGGCCACGGCAGCAACCAGGCCGCGAGGCAGGGCAGACCACUGCCACGAGCAGGAGGCAGGGCGGCGCUGCCGGCCCUCUCCCGUCCCGACACGAGCAACCAGACGCCGGCCGGGCUGGCGAACCAGGACAUCCCGCAGCACGCCGGGGACAGGGACAUUUCGCAGCACGCCGCGGCGGCAGCUGCGCCGGCCGACCGGAUGAGGAUUUUCGUGGAGGGCGUGGACGUGGACGCGGAGGUGCUCGAGCUGCCCGCCGCGCUGCUCGGCCCCGACGAGCUCGCAGCAAAAGAUCUUAGGCACGGCCGCGUGGUAUGGAUCGCGUUUAAUCUCACCGCGAUUCUGACGUCGCUGAGCCCGCGCGGCGCGGCGCUGGCCGAGGACGAAUUUCAGGCAUUUGUGCGGGCGCUCGCGGGAACCGCUGUCGCGCUGGACUUGAGGGCCAGCGACACAAUCGGCGGCGCGAAACAUAAAAUCGAAGACAAGCACCGCGUCCCCGCCCGCAUGCAGCGCCUUCUCCUCGGGCGCAAGGAGCUUGACGAGGACGACUGCCUGAUCGUUGAUUACGGCAUUGCCAAGGAGUGCACGUCGAUGCUGACAGGAGGUUUGCGCGGUGGCGGGAAGAAAGGGGCGGUCCCGAUUCCUCCGUUCGACGCGUCCAGCGCGCCGCCAUUCGAGUGUUUCUUCCCCGACUGUGGCGUCCAGCGAGACACGUACUGUGAGCUGAUGGAGCACAUCCGCGAGGAUCACCCGGGCGCGAGCGCGUCUGACUGUGAUGGGACAUUAUUCGGCGACGCUGUUCGGGGCGAGAAGAAGCCCUUAGAGGUGCCGGCGAGCGCGGCGAGCGCGGCUGCCUCGGCGCCAGCCGCCGAGAACGCGGCGGCCGAGGGCGCCACUUCGGCCGGCGCAGCGCCGCCGCCGCCAUUCGACAAGGACAGCAGGCCGCCCUACGCGGGCUGGUUCCCCGAAAGCAGGUGCCAACGUCUUAAGUACGUCUAUAUGAUGAAGCACGUCCGUGAAGAGCACGGCAUGGUAUCGUCGGACUUCAAUGGGACCUUCUUCGGCCAGCAAGUAAGGACGGACAAGAAGAAUGAGAACGAUGCCCCAAAGGAAAAGGCCGCCGCGGCAGGGCCAGCGCCAUCAGCAGAGGCAGCCGUCCCGCGCCAGACUUGGAUCGUCUGCGUUACAGAGCUACGGGCGGAUGACUUGGCGGCCGGCGACAAGAAGAUUGUGUGCACCGUAGGGAAGGGCCGCUUCUUCACGGUCCGAGCUGGCGACCUAAUCAUCAUCGCCUGCUCUGGUGCCAAGGGUAGAGUGACGGCGGCGCGCCAGGCUGCCGCAAAGGCCCAGCCAAGCUCUGACCCGGAGGAUCUGCGGGGCACGGUGCUGCCCGCGAGGUGGGACGACCUCUUGUGCCACUUGGGUGGCAAGCCCUUCACGUGCAUCCACAUGCGCCGCGCCUGGGACGUCCGUGGCCUGCGCGUCACGGCGGAAGCGCUUGUUCGGGACAGCCAGGCCAAGCCCUUGACGCGGGGCUGGCAUCAGCGCUUCGUGAGCGCCUCCAAGGACGACGCCGUCGCCGCAAGGCUGCUGGAGCGCAUCGGCGGCUGCCAUCGCCGGGAUCUCCCAAACAUGUCCGGGGGGCGGCGCGGCACCAUCCGCACGCCGCCCCCCGGAAAUGUUUCUUGCCUCUGCAACCGCGACCGGCGUCGAAGGGGCCAUUCAUUGGCAAACAGUUCUUUUGACGAUUAA